This is a messenger RNA of Aspergillus nidulans FGSC A4, 1020 nucleotides long. RefSeq lists its product as uncharacterized. The transcript has 2 exons. Lineage: Eukaryota; Fungi; Ascomycota; Eurotiomycetes; Eurotiales; Aspergillaceae. The record is from RefSeq and is a predicted model, not a curated record. The coding region runs from base 1 to 1020 and encodes 339 amino acids.
AUGGGAGAUCGACACACGAUCCAGCAAAACCUCAAUGGUUUGCUGUCAAAGCUAAAUGAUCCGGACCCUGAUAUGCGAUACAUGUCUUUAAAUGACCUUUACGGUAUUCUCAGCAAUCCCUGCUCCUCUUACCUGGCCCACGAUCAGGCCUCCGCAACCAGACUCGCCGAGGGCUUGCUGAAGGCGCUGGAUGACCAACAUGGGGAUGUUCAAAACCAGGCACUGAAAUGUCUUGGCCCUCUUGUUGCUCGAUUACCCCUCGAAGGCCUACGGACGCUGCUUGAGAGGCUAUCGAACCUCACUACCUCCCAGACUAUUGACACCUCCGUUCCAAAUACCGCAUUGCGGGUCAUUGUAACAGCACUCCCACGCCCUCAGCCAAACCAAGCCCCCAGCCCUGACGCUAAUAUGGCAUACUCUGCGGUUUCUGAAGUCCUCAUUCCCCGUUUGAUCGGUCCUGGGCCCCAUAAGCGGAGAGGCUCAGUCACAAAAGGAAUGCUGGAAAAGGACCCUGCCAAGGGUUUCAGCAGCGAUGCAAUUGAUGUCCUCAUACAAGUGGCCUCGUGUUUUGGUGCACUUCUCCAGGAGAGCGAGUUGACGGCUUUGGAAAAGGCAGUCAUGUCUAUCAUUGAUAACGAUACAGCUGGUACUGUUGUCACCAAACGGGCAUUAGCUGCUAUUUCAGCAUUGGUUGUUUACUUCUCGGACGAGCAGUUUGGAAUCCUUGUUUCUGAACUCGUCGAACGGUUCAACUCUCCUCAACUAAGCACUGUCCACCGUCGUCAUUUGAUUGCUGCUGUCGGAUGCUUAGCGAGAACGGUACCGGCGAAAUUCGGUCCUCAUCUUUCUACCCUGGCACCGUUUAUCUUCUCGGCAGUUGGUGAAGAUAACCUGGAGGUAAGCCAUGUCCUGCAUUAUUUAUGUACUUCCGCAUCUAACGUGUACAGUAGCCGAAACAAACCAAAGAUCUACCACCAAUACCGUCAGUUGCCUAAAGAAAAGCUAAUUACUGGUAUGUAG